AUGAGCAGUGGAAACCCCGGGAUGCUCCCUCAUGUGGUGGUGAAAAUGCUGCAAGAGGAGUGUGUGUGUCCUCUUCACUCGAAGUGCAGCUGGGCUGAGGGCAGCAAACCAGCAUGGUUUGGGAAAGGAGUGGCUAUUCCUGCAAUUGAAAUUAUUUAUAAAACUGCUGGAAGAGAAACUGUGGCUGGGCACAUUGCUGAGAACCUUCUCAAAGCCAAAGAAAUAGCCCUUAAUGACUCUCGUGUACCUGAACAGCUCAGGAAUUACUUACAAAAAGCUCUUGAUGUUGCUCUUGGGCUGGACCCUUACCUGGAUGCAAUGGGAGCUUCCAAGAGGCUGUGGAUUAUGGGAACACCGAGUAUUCACUCUGUUGCUGAAAUAAUAGCUGAUAGUUGUUUGACUUACACUUGCUGCCAAAUUUUAAGGAUGUUUGUCCAUAUGAUCAGAGCCAGGAAGAUUUUACUAAUUGGCAAUCCUAAAGGUUACACUAUCCCUGCUAUUGCAAAGGAAUUGCCUGACGAUGGCAAAAUCUUUGUCUGUGCAGAAGUGCCAUAUCUCGGAGUGAAGAGCCAGGAAGAAUUUGAUUAUUCCUCAGAUGGCAAAAAGAUAAACAUGCAAGUGGGACCAGUGGCAGACACCUUGAAGGCAUUACAUGCUGAGGACGAGCACUUUGAUAUGGUCUUUAUUGAUGCUGAUCAAAGGAAUGCUGUUCAGUACUACAGCUUUGUCAUGGAUAACCACUUGCUGAGCAUGGAUGCAGUGAUCUGUGUAGAGAAUACACUCAUGAAAGGACAAGUCUACCUGGAGAAUGUAUCAGAUGAAAAUGUACUAGCUGUCAGAAAAUUAAAUUCAGUGAUUAAUUCAGAUCCUCGUGUUGAGCAGGUGAUUUUGCCUGUGCAGAGUGGACUGAGCGUCAUUCGAAGGAGCCCUGUGCCUCCAGAUGCAGUGGCUGAAUCCAAGACAGAAGUGCUGAAGGAUGAUGUCUUCUGGGGCUGCCACGGGCGGCGCAUCCUGGAGCGGCUGCGCUUGGAUGGCAGGGUGGCCUUUGUCACAGGGGGAGGGCAGGGCAUUGGCAGAGCCUUUGCCCAUGCACUGGGGGAAGCUGGGGCUAAAGUAGCUGUGGUGGAUCUGGUCCUUGCCAAGGCAGAAGCGGUGGCGAGUGAGCUCAGCCUCAAAGGCAUUAAAAGCCUUGCCCUGGCAGCAGAUGUAAGCAAACCUGAGGAUGUGCAAAGGAUGGUGGAUGCAAUUGUGGCUCGCUGGGGCACAGUCCACAUUGCAUGCAACAAUGCAGGAAUCAAUCUGAACUCUGCAAGUGAAGAGACUUCCCUGGAGGAAUGGGACAAAACUUUUAAUGUUAAUUUACGAGGAUUAUUCUUGUGCUGCCAAGCUGCAGGCCGCAUUAUGCUGAAUCAAGGAUAUGGGAAGAUAAUUAACACAGCAUCUAUGGCAAGUUUAAUAGUCCCUCACCCACAGAAGCAGUUGGCGUACAACGCCUCCAAAGCCGGGGUCGUAAAAUUAACACAGACAUUGGGAACCGAGUGGAUUGACAGAGGAGUAAAAGUCAACUGCAUUUCCCCGGGCAUCGUUGACACGCCGCUGAUCUGCUCGCAGGAGCUGCGGCCGCUGGUGCGGCGCUGGCUGGCCACCAUUCCUGCUGGGAGGCUGGCCCAGCCCACUGACCUGCAGGCUGCCGUCGUCUACCUGGCCUCUGAUGCCUCGGACUACAUGACUGGCCACAACCUGGUCAUCGAAGGUGGCCAGAGCCUGUGGUGA
This is a messenger RNA of Sturnus vulgaris (Common starling), 1773 nucleotides long. The record is from RefSeq and is a predicted model, not a curated record. NCBI's taxonomy places the organism in Eukaryota, Metazoa, Chordata, Aves, Passeriformes, Sturnidae.